GGCGGAAAUUAUUAACGUUUGGCAAGUGUAAGCUACGUCUCAUAGGAUGCAAUUCCAGCUGUGUUUCAUAGGAUACCACGCAAAUGCUUCAAAUUGGACACUAAAAUCGUUACUCACUAAAUUCAAUAUUGAACACUAAAUACUAGCUGUUUCAUUAAAAAGGAACUAAGAAGAAGAAUAAACACUUUGGAAACAAUUGCUUGUUCUAUGCCUUCGCUUAAUGGGGCAAAUUUUCAUUCCGUAUCCAUAAUCUAGUAGUUAUACCCAUUUCAUAGUGCAAUGGCAACCCUUGGAGCAAUUAUUUUUAUUACAUCGAAAUCUAAACGCUGCCGUGUUUUUGCUUAUUAGGCUAAAUUAGAAAAUAUAAAUAAUUCAUCACCACGUUAAUAAAACAAAACAUAUUAAUUAAAAUGGAAUAUUUGCGAACAGACGCAAUUUUUAUGGAAAUUCUGCAAGAACGUAAAACCAUUACGGGUUUCUUAGAUGCGGUAUUUGGAUUCCUUCGAAGAAACACCGACUUCUAUCACGUUAAGAAGCAUCCGAGUGAAAAUGUUGGUUUUGCUAAAGGUCUGCGCGAACAGAUUUUAUUCGGAGCAAUGCAACGCUACGAUCCUAGUUGUAAGUUGAAUAAUCUGACUGCCGAUAGCAACGAAAACGAUGGCCUAUAUGCUCCUCCGGCUAUAGAAGAAGUUGAAAUAGAGACCGAGGAAAUGCAGAUAGAACAGAAAGCGGUAACAAAAACUAUUCAAACGACAAACAAUGCUGAAACGAGUAUACCAAAAAAUAAUACAAGAAAAGUUGUUUUCGCUGCCACUGACUACAAAAAUGGUGCAUGCUUCGCAGAAUACUGUUGGUCGCAAACAUUGACCGAAGUAGAAUUGCAUGUUAAAUUACCCGGUGAUUUGCAAACGGCCAAAUCAAUUUGUAUAGAUAUUAAAGUGGAUAGAAUUUCGGUACACAGUCGAAAAGACCCAAAAAAUACUGUCAUCAAUGGGCAAAUUAACACUCGAUACAAGCACAAUGACGCAGUGUGGACAAUUACAGAAGGAAAGCUGACAAUAAGCCUCGAUAAAGGUAAAGAAAUGUGGUGGGAAAGAUUUUUCACUACAGAAGAUCCCAUUGAUGUGAAAAAAAUAGAUUGUGAGCGAUAUAUUGAUGAACUGCCAGAAGAUUCUCAAGCGGCUAUACAAAAACUACGUGUGCAGCAAAUGGAACAAGACAUUGUAAAUAAUGUGCAAGAGAUAAGUGAUAGUGAAAAAGAUACUAUGGAACGGUUACGAAUGGCAUGGGAUGCAAAGGGCUCACCUUUCAAAGGACAACCGUUUGAUCCGUCUGUUGUUAAAUUUAGCUAAUGAUAACAGUUGAACGCAUAAUGAUUAGUAUAAAAAUAUUUAUUGGUUUUAAGAAAAAUUUUAGACAUAAAUUAUUGUUAAUGAAAAGAUGUAUAUAAAUGUAUGAUUUUUAUAUUAAGAUUCUAUAUUCAGAAAACACUGAACUCUUAACAACUAAUUACUGAUUUUUAAGUUCAUGAACUUUGCGUUGGAGCUGGUUACGUUGAUAUGCUACAUCGCUGCGAUCUGUUGACCAAGCCAAGUACAUAUAUGAUGUCAAUAAUACAGCCAGCACAAAUCUAUCAAUCGUCAUAAGAUUUGUAAUCCAAAAGAUUGCACUUAAACCGACAAAAGAUGGAUGCCGUACAUGUGUAUAGAGAUGGCGCAACCUAAACGAUUUGUAAGCGAUUGGCUGGGCGUAAUCCUUCAUAUCAUAAUAAGCCUAUUUGGAAAGCACGUAGCAAACAAAAAAUUUGAGUAAAUAUGGUAGGAAUAAAUAAAUCAAAAAUUGUAAUAGUA
Molecule: messenger RNA, 1850 nt
Organism: Bactrocera oleae (olive fruit fly)
Lineage: Eukaryota; Metazoa; Arthropoda; Insecta; Diptera; Tephritidae
Product: nudC domain-containing protein 3
Biological process (GO): protein folding
Cellular component (GO): cytoplasm
Source: RefSeq, a predicted model, not a curated record